Messenger RNA from Schistosoma mattheei, 2625 nucleotides. The record is from the annotation of a GenBank genome assembly. NCBI's taxonomy places the organism in Eukaryota, Metazoa, Platyhelminthes, Trematoda, Strigeidida, Schistosomatidae.
CUGAAGAUUGAACACCGCGUAUUAUCAGCUCUUACGCUACCGAGUGGAGACUGUUUUCUCUAUUUUAAUUUUGGAAAAAAGGCCUUCCAGAUAGUAUAAACAGAAGGCAUUAAGAAUUUACCGAACUGAUGGAACGAGUACAUGUUGAAAGAAGCACUAUAAAGUAUUAUUUGAACCGCGUGCAUUGCUUGUCGUCUAUAACAGAUAUCGAAGAGAAACGUAAGUUCUGCUAAGGUUACGUAAGAUUACAAAUUGUAUUUUUCAUCAAAAUUCCAAUUAUUUAAGGUUCAUCCAAUUUUUUGCCAAAUCGCUUUUAUAUAUUCAUUAAUUACUAGCUUUAAAGUGUGUUCAAAAUUAAAGACUAGUCACCUAGAUACUUAACAAAGCAACCGUUUUUUACAAAUGUUUCUUCACGUGGGUUGUGUGGCAAUGAGCUCGGCUGAGCAAAAACGUACCGAGAAUAUAAGCUGAUUGUGAUAGACAAAAUGAACGCUGAAAAGGACAUAGCGAUGGUGCCACUCGUCAAACAUGAUAUCUGUAAAUGAAUUUUACUAAAAAGCGAGAGUUGUUGGUUGCUAGUGUCAGUAUUGACAUUUGUUCAAUUAGGUGUUCAGAUUUGUUUGGGUAGGUUUUCGCAUGUACUAUCUGCACUAUUUAUAUUUUCGCAUCUAUGACAAAUAGUUUUUGGUUUCAAGCACUUCUUUUAUAUACUUUUAGACAACUUUAUACUAAAUACGUUUUUGGCAUUUCAAAAAGAUGGUUGGUCAUUAGCACUACAUCCACAAGUAUGCAGGUGUUUAGAAGAAUUAAUUACAGAUGCAAACGUGGAGUGUAUUGCUCUCUUGCUAAAAAUUCUAUCCAAAGGUUGGGGUCGAUUAAUCAAUAGCAAGUUUGCAUAUCAUUUGCUUCACAAGGCAUUGUCUAAAUGUCAAACAGCUGAAUAUAACGCCGACGAAUUGAUUGUUGAUCAUCUACAAAGUUUCUGUACUCAUAUGAAAGAAAAUCUGUCAGUCUAUAUAACCAAUUCUCAUGCAACGCAUACAUGUCGCAUUUAUCCACAAAUUUUAGCUGGAGUUCGUUUAGAAAAGGACAAAAAAACAAAUACUUAUAAGUCAGCUGUUCAACUUGUCACACCGUACGAUGAAAAUUAUAUUCAGUCACUUGAUGAGUUGUGUAAAGAGUUCUUAUUUACGAAAGCAUUGAAAAAUCAUGUGGUCAACGAACACCUUUGUCCAUUUAUUCAAGUAUUAUUGCUUGUCGCAUCAGCUCGUCUUCCUGAUGUAUUUACAAAAAAGUUUAAAAAGGUUAUGAAGUAUUCUGGUUUGUUUAGUUUGAAUUUACAAGAAGACGAUUUGAUUACAAGAUAUCUUGGUUCUUAUGCUCACCCAGUUGCCACCUACUUCGCUGAACUUCUCGUGGAGGUUAUGCCAGGGGCUAAUUUUGCAAAAUUUUUAAACACUCAUAUUUUAUCAGAGUGUUCACUCUCUUUGGAUAGCAAUGAUUCAAAUCCUGUAACAGUAGCAGAUAUUCUUAUGUCAAAUCAAACAGCUAGUCGUGUGUUACGUGCGGUCAUUCGACGUUUAGUAAAACCAGUUGAUAUUAAAAACUUUUUCACUGUUAUUCAGUCGUGCAAAUGUAAUAAAUUUGGGAUACGUAGCAUUAUUCCCAAUAAACAGCAUGGUAUAUUAACAGAUUUGGCUGAUUUAUGUAUCAGGCAUCCUUCUGAAGAAUUUCAACGCACAUUCCUACGAAUGCUACCGUCAAUUUUCGGUUUUACUGAAAAACAUUCUUCUUCAAAAUCUAGAGAAGAUUUAUUCAUUCGUUGUCUUGUUGGAAUGAUAACUCUCAGUGAAUUAAAUGAACACAUCACCAAUCAGUCCGUACAAGAAAAGGAUAAUAAUGAUGAUAAUCAAUACUUUGACAAUAAAGAAGAUCUAGUCAAUCCAGUCACUGUACCAGGAUGUUUAUUUGUUGAAGUUUAUUUAAAUUCACUUAUGCUCAUCCUAUUAAAGUGAUUAACAGUUUAUUAAGUCAAUCCCCUAAACGUUUAAUUGCAUGGGCACAACAUUAUCAAUUAUCAAGAGUUUUAGAAGCGCUAAUUUUAUCAGAAUCUGUAAUUAGUGAGCUUAAAAUUACAUUAUUGAAGUCUCUAAUGAACGGCUUCUCUGUUUUGGCAUGCCAUCCUAGCGGUAGUCAUGUGGUUGAAGCAUUAUGGACGGCUACAAAUACCUUACCUCAACCGAUAAUUUAUAAAGAAUUAAUGGCAGAACAAUUAACUAAUGCUAAUAACCACCUUCAUUCACAUAAAUAUGGACAUUUUAUUUAUAAGAAGUUAUCCUUAGAACUAUAUAAGUGUAAUAAAACUCUCUGGUUAACUCGUAAUAAAUCAACUCAAGCAAUCAAUAAUAAACGACUUGCUGAUGGAAAAUCACAAAAUAUUAAACGACCACGAAAAUCACUCAAAUAGCUUUUGUACAUUCAAUGUGUUGAUAUAAUGAUUAUUAUCAUUAUUGUAUAAAUAUGAAAAUGAAAGUUGUAUCAUUUCUUUUGAUAAAAUAUUGAGUUUUGUUUUUAAAGAUUUAAAUAUUUUUUCCCGAUAUCAAACAAAUAGAUAUUUAGUAGAUG